Labrus bergylta (ballan wrasse) is the source of this 3816-nucleotide messenger RNA. It is a transcript of the gene clmnb, whose product is annotated as calmin b. Gene Ontology annotation, cellular component: cytoplasm; meiotic nuclear membrane microtubule tethering complex; nuclear outer membrane. The record is from RefSeq and is a predicted model, not a curated record. Gene Ontology annotation, biological process: nuclear migration. Gene Ontology annotation, molecular function: actin filament binding. NCBI's taxonomy places the organism in Eukaryota, Metazoa, Chordata, Actinopteri, Labriformes, Labridae.
CUCACUCUGCCUACCACCUACGUCUACUUCUUCACUUGUAGUCUGUGAGGAAACCAAUGAGCACCUCCAAUGGCUACAUGUGCCUUACAUUCAAAACUGUUCUCUGUUCCUGUUUUAAUCUCGUCAAUGGAUCAUAAAAAAAGGAAGUGUGACUGACUGGAAAUGAGAAUGCAGGACAAAGCGGAUGGGGAUUCACAUGAGAAAUCAAUGGGGGAGUUCAGCGAUGAACAUGUUCAGCAGCCUCAAGAUGACAGGAAAGCAGUGCAGAGGAGAACAUUCACCAGGUGGAUGAAUGCUUUGCUGCAGAGAUGUGAUCCUCCAGUUGAAGUGCACGACCUGUUCACAGACAUUCAGGAUGGCAGGAUACUGAUGGCUCUGCUGGAGGAGCUGUCUGGAUGCAAACUACUCUACAGGUAUAGGUCAUCCUCUCACCGCAUUUUCAGACUGAAUAACAUUUCCAAGGCCUUGGCUUUCCUGGAUGAUAGACAUGUGAAGCUGCUUGGCAUAGAUGCCUCUGGGAUUGCUGAUGGCGUCCCUGCUGUUGUUCUUAACCUCGUCUGGAACAUUAUCCUGCAUUUCCAGGUAAAGGAGGUUACAGGAGGCCUCCAGAGGCGUUUGUCUUCAAGCCUCUCUUCCUUAUCGAUGAACAGUCAUCCUUCCUCCAGUGACCUCUCACCUGAGCCGAGGGACUUUAGCAGCCAUUCCUGCAGUCCAACGCCAAGCAAAGGCAGAAGAGCCACAAGAAAGCCAAAGUAUCAUGGGAAAGCAUUAAAGACUCUCCUGCAGUGGGUCCAAGGAUGCACAUUGAAUUUUGGGGUGGAGGUGCUUGAUUUUGGGAAGAGUUGGAGGAGUGGGCUGGCGUUCCUCGCUAUGAUUAAGUCAGUAAACCCAUCCUUGGUUGACCUGAGGGAGAGUUUGACUAGAGAGCCAAGAGAAAACAUUCAAUUGGCUUUCAAUACAGCCCAUUACAGUCUGGAUAUACCACCUCUGCUGGAGCUUGAAGAUGUGUUGUGCUCUUCACCUGAUGAGAAGUCCAUCAUCACCUAUGUGUCCAUGUUUCUGGUGCAUUGUUCGGACAUAGAGGAGAACAAUGCCUCAGAUGUUGAAGUUCCUGCGAUUCCACACUUUGGAUCACUUGAGUCUGUCACUUUUGGAGAGAUCAAUGCCGAUGAGCCAGAAGCCAAAGCUCUGCUUAUAGGCUUUGAGAAGAGCACCGAGCAGCAGCUAUGGAAACAAUGGGCCAGAAGACACUUACUUCACACAAAUGGCGCAGUGACUCCUGACCUCUCCUCCAGUUGUGGUGACAUCUUUUCAACCUGUCACAGCCAAAGCACCACUGAACAACCAGCAGGCAGUCCUGAAACCUCAGCAUUCACCAAAAAGAGAAGCAAAUAUCGAAGUGUUUUCAAGCCACCCAGUCCGCUGGAUGCAGGCGUCGUCAGCCUGGAGAUCCGAUCAUGGAUGGACGAAGCAUCUGGAGGUCAAGGCUACAGCAAGCAAAAGGCAGGUGAAAGUCGCUUUUCUCUGAGCUCUGAGGAAGGAGUCUACAACUUGUCAGCACUGGACUCAGAUGAGGAGGAAGCCUACAGCUACAUCCUGGAGCUGAAUGAAGAGGAUUUCCAACCAAAUGAUCAGCUAACAAGGAAAGUACCAAGGGUUGAAGAGGAAACUGCAGAAGAAAUGUUCUUGAACGGACAGCUGAGUGAAGAGUCCAAACCUCUGGAAGUUCAUGAGAAUCCAAAAGCCAAUGGAUAUAAAGACCAAGAAGUCCUUCUCAAACAAAACGUUGAAUUGGAUAAGUCAGAGGCUCAAAGGGAGUGUGAUUGGGACAAAAAUGACAGAUGUUCCAAAGAGAUUGCAAACAAUGGAUCAGUGUUAGCCAUGCAGUCAGAGAAAGAUAGAAAAUGCAGAAAGGGAAAGAAAGAGGACAGAGUUGUUGGACAAAGUGAUGGACGUGGUGAAUAUUGUGGGGAAGACAGGAGGAAGGAGAAGUCAGAUAGUGCUUAUUUGAUGACACAUGGUGUCUAAACCGAGGUUUUGAAUGAUGAAAUAAAGGAAACAAAUCUUUCUGAGGUUGAGAAGGCAACUGAGAGAGGGCUUUAUGAAAGAUGUGGACAAGUGGGUGAAAAGAGAUUUGGAAAGGAAGAAAAAGACAAGGAAAAAUAUACAAUAUUUGAAGAAAGGAAGUACAGAAAGGAGAGGAGGGAAAAGGAAGGUAAUAAUGUGAAGGACCAAGAGAAGGGAAAUCAACCAACUGUUUUCAAUGAAGAAGGUUUCAAGGUAAAUGAAAACACAUUAGUUGACCAGCCUGAAGUCAAAGGAGCUGCUGCAACUAGAAUUAACACAGAAGAAGACAAUGGCAGCAAGGAGACCCCGACAGUGGAAGAUUUGACUUCUCAAGAUGAAAACAAGAAAGAGUACAGGGAUAAAGUCAAACAUUUGAUUGAUGCUGAGGAAGUUUUAACCAAAGAAGAAAAAGACAUGGAACUUCAGGUCAAGAGACGAACACUGUCUGUUAAGAAGGCAACAAUAAUGGACCACCGUGGUAAAACUCCCCCCCAAAAUGACACUAAUGGAGGGGUCCAUAAUGAUGACAAAGGUUGGACUCCUGCUGACAGUGCAACUUCUCAGUCAUUCAGAGGUGCAGGAUCUACUCUUCGAUCUCUAGCGGCCUCAUGUGGCACAACCCCAUUAGAGCUGGAAAUGCUCUUGGUCCUGUGGAUCCUGCUCUACUGCUGCUUCAUCCUGCCCCAAAUCAACCUCUGAUCCCAUAGCAGUGCAUCGUCCUUAUUAAGACGUGCUGAUUCUCCCGGUUCCCAUUAGUGUGCCAAGCAGAGACACUUCGGGUGGAAUCUUUAUCUGUGUCACUUAAUUUCCCUCAAGGCACCUUAAUGAUUUUUUGUUUCGUACUGGCAGCAGAAAUUAUUUGUCAUCUGGUUGUUAGUUUCAGACAAACACAUAAUCCUGUUAAACCAUUUAUAACACACUUUUUCAGCUACUUUGGUCUUAAAGUUCACAAAUGAUUAGACAUGUUUUGUGGGGUGUUUGUUCUAAAAUGCUCUGUUUAUUUGAUGUAUUUAGCAGAAAUAGUCUUUUUGAUUUCAGUUGAUGUUAUCAUCCACAGGGUGGCAUCGCAGCAUCGCAGCAGCUCUCUCAAAUGACAGACUCUUUUAACAACAUUGUGUUUACUGCUGAGAAUCCCAUAUGAGCUGCUGUUUAAUUAGACGCUGUAUUGACAUGGUGAGAUUAAUCUCAUAGUAUUUAAUGAGCACUUUGACAUUUGGCAGUCUGUCACUGUGUCACUGGUGGCUUUGAAUGUAAACUGUUUCAUUGUUUUUUAUGUCCCAGAUAGGAUAUAAUAGUUAGACUUGGCUUUUUUCCAUUACAUUUUCUGUGAGAUAUGAAUAAUAAAGCAGAUACUGUAUCUGGGUAAGAGUUUGGUUCUUCCCAUGAGAUAGACCCAGCCAUGUAAAUCAUCAACCAUUGAUAAUUGAGGGUCACCCUCAUUAACUAUGAUGCAGUGAAUACAUAUAUAAAUGACAAACAAAUGAGUUAAGCUACCACAGGAAAUACAAAUCAAUAAAAGAGCAAUAACAACAAUAAAAUAUAUAUUAUGAAAUUAAAAAUGAUUUAAAAGGCUUCAAAUUACUAAAAUGAUUAGUCAACAAUAAAAAUAAAAUCAAACAGUUACAGGGAGGUAUUGGGCAGUUAAAAAGAAUCAAAGUGACCAAGAGGGAUAAAAGUGCUCAAUUUCAGGUGACGUUGUAAAAUAUUCCAAGCAGUUUUUCCGAGUUAAGUCUUAGCAUGAGGAACUAA